Alosa sapidissima (American shad) is the source of this 3844-nucleotide messenger RNA. Its product is annotated as deoxyribodipyrimidine photo-lyase. Gene Ontology annotation, biological process: circadian regulation of gene expression; entrainment of circadian clock by photoperiod. Gene Ontology annotation, cellular component: nucleus; cytoplasm. Bases 318 to 2864 code for a protein of 848 amino acids. Gene Ontology annotation, molecular function: DNA binding; FAD binding. The transcript has 9 exons. The record is from RefSeq and is a predicted model, not a curated record. Lineage: Eukaryota; Metazoa; Chordata; Actinopteri; Clupeiformes; Clupeidae.
GCAUGCAGUCAAACAAUCUGUCGGUGCGACAAGCAGGGUGAAAUCUCAACUCUACAUGGUCUCCAUGAUGUUACCAAAGACUUGGGGGCGGGGACAUUGUGUAAGCCAUGCUCGCUCAGCUGAUUGAGUAAGAGAUUCUCGUGUUAUUAUGUAGCUGGCAAAGCAGUUGUGCGGAGUCAAUUUUGGUACUUGUCUUGUCAUAAGUUUUGCGUGUUGUUAACUGCAGUGCGUAAUGAUUGUAGCAAGCUCUAGUGCCGACCAAACAAAAUAGUCUUUUGAAAGGAGAAGCAGCCGCCGCCGAACUAAUUUAUCGAAACAUGCCUGUUGACUCAAGAGUCUCUCAGGUCCGUCACUUGCUUAGAGAGUUGCUGGCGGGCCGUGAGGACCCGGAGAGUUUCUUCUGUUUUUGUGUCUCCAUUCUGGGACAUCAGGAGACGCGAGUCAGGUUCCGGGAGCUAAUCUCACCAAUCACUUACGUUCACCAUCAACUUCACAGCCAGCUCCUCUCUAUCUAUCAGGAGUACUUCUUAAGGGAUGUAGAUGAUGAGCUGGAGUUGGCACUGGCCCUCUCCCUGGUGAACACCAAUCAGACAUCCACUCAACAGCCUGUGCCCAGAAGUUAUGCCCAGUUGGCAUCGGCCACACCAGCUGCGCCGGUGAGAGGACACACACAGGGCAUGGACACAGAUAUAAGCAUGGGUACACACAAGACCCCAGGAUGGACAGGGAAGAGUCCUAAUGUCCCAAAGACUCCAGACAGACCAAAAGAAUCAGUCACAAACAAAACAGCUACCACUGAAAAUAAGGGAAAAGCUGAGGCAACCUCAUCAUUGGCCAAUGACAAUGACAGUCAGGAAAAGCUAGAUGCUGAUAACCAAUCAGAGAUGUCCAGGAAGUCGAGGAGGCGUCGCCAGCGGAAGCGCCAGCAACAGCUUCUGAAGAGCCCUUCCUCCCCCCGUCCAAUCCUAAUGUGGUUCAGGAGGGACCUGCGUCUCCUAGACAACCCUGCUUUGAUUGGCUGCCUGGAGCUUGGUGGUCCUGUCAUCCCCCUCUUCCUGUGGAAUGACCAGGAAGAGGAAGGGCCAGGUGUUACCGUGGCAGCAGGCGGGGCCUGUAAGUACUGGCUUCAUCAGGCGCUGGUGUGUCUCAAUCAAGCGCUGGAGCGAAUAGGAAGCCAUCUGUUGACGGUGAAGGCAGAGCCUUCUUCAGCGGAGGUCCUGCAGCGAUUGGUCAAGGAGACAGGGGCGGGGACAGUUGUAGCGACAGCUCUGUAUGAGCCCUGGCUGAAGGAGAGAGAUGAGGGAGUAGCCAGCACACUCCAGCAGCAGGGCAUCAGCUGGCAACUCCACCACUCCUACUGCCUACGAGACCCCUACACAGUCACUACACAGGGGGUGGGCCUCAGAGGAAUCGGCUCUGUGUCCCACUUCAUGAGUUGCUGCCAGCAGAACCCUACGGGUGCACAGGGCACACCUCUGGAUGCCCCUCCCACCGUACCUGUGCCCUCCACCUGGCCUACUGGAUGCCCGCUGGAGCAGCUGGGCUUGGCACGGAUGCCCCGCAGGAAAGAUGGCACCACGGUGGACUGGGCAGUGAAUAUCCGGCGGGACUGGGAUUUCACUGAGGAGGGAGCUCAUGCUCGCUUGGAGGCUUUUCUGCAGGAUGGUGUGUAUCGGUAUGAGAAGGAGUCGGGGUGGGCGGAUGCCCCCAACACCAGCUGUGUGUCUCCGUACCUGCACUGGGGUCAGCUGAGUCCCCGCUGGCUGCUCUGGGAUGCCCGCGCUGCCCGCUGCCGCUCGCCCAAGUUCCAGCGCAAGCUGGCGUGGAGGGACCUGGCCUACUGGCAGCUCACGCUGUUCCCAGACCUGCCCUGGGAGAGCCUGCGUCCACCAUAUAAGGCCCUGCGCUGGAGCUCUGAGCGUGCCCACCUGCGUGUGUGGCAGAAGGGCACUACCGGCUACCCUCUGGUGGAUGCAGCCAUGAGACAGCUGUGGCAGACGGGCUGGAUGAACAACUACAUGAGACACGUGGUGGCCUCCUUCCUCGUCGCUUACCUACACCUGCCCUGGCAGGAGGGCUACCGCUGGUUCCAGGACACGCUGGUGGAUGCUGACGUUGCCAUAGACGCCAUGAUGUGGCAGAAUGGGGGCAUGAGUGGUCUGGACCACUGGAACUUUGUCAUGCACCCAGUUGACGCGGCAAUGACCUGUGACCCCAUCGGAACCUAUGUGAGGCGCUGGUGCCCUGAGCUUGCACCACUGCCCGAUGAGCUCAUCCACAAGCCAUGGAAAUGCCCCACCUCCAUACUGCGCAGGGCAGGUGUGGUCCUGGGGCAGACCUACCCUGAGCGGGUGGUCACUGACCUGGAGGAGCGUAGGACCCAGUCGCUGCGGGACGUGGCGGAGGUGAGACAGCGUUUCAAGGAGUACGUGGACCAGCACUCUGGAUGUGACCUGGUACCCCUGCCCGACAGGCUGGUGGAGGAGGCUCUGGGCUCGACCGGGGAGGUCCUUCGUUGCGGCUCUCGUUUCCUCCUGCCCGUCAUCACUCGCAUGGAGUUCAAGCACCAAACAGCUGAUCCGGACAAAGCAGAUGGGCGGGGCAACCCGUACAACGCCGUGCUGAAGGGCUACGUGAGCCGCAAGCGCGACGAGACCAUCGCCUUCCUGAACGAGCGAGACUUCACGGCCAGCGUGAUGCACGAGAGCACCCAGCAGCGCGAGCGGGCCGAGCGCCACCACUGCCUCCUGGAGGGGCUCCCUGCGUCCCCUUCCUCCGCCACUUCCCGUGGGCGGCCCCGACGCACCCCCGCCAAAGACCCCUACUCCAUAGUGCCAGGGGGGGUGGCCAUGCCACAGAGGUGAUACCCACUGGGGGAGAGGGUUGCGUACUGGUGCCACUAAUGCAGCAGACUGCUGCAACAUCACCACAGUCACAAGUGUGCUGAAUAGGGAGUAUUAAUGCUUGGGGAGAUCUACAGUAUAAUUGUAUAGUACUAUAAGUCCUUUUGGGCCCAGGGACUCAAUCAGCUGCACGUCUACCUCAUGGCUCAAGAGCUGAUAAAUGACACGAUACCUGACUAUGGUAUGGUACAUCUCUUCUGACCUGAUACCUGACUAUGGUAUGGUACAUCUCUUCUGACCUGAUACCUGACUAUAGUAUGGUACAUCUCUUCUGACCUGAUACCUGACUAUGGUAUGGUGCAUCUCUCCUGACCUGCUGUCCUAGCUGGUCUUUCAUUGUGUACUUGGAUAACUGUUAAUGGGGGUGGGAGAUAGAUAUUACUCAUUAGACCUAUUAUGGUGAUCAUUCCCAGGUAAAAUCUGAAUGGUUUCCAGGAAUGACAUGUUUGUGCAAUUACUCAGGUGUGUUUUUAAGUGCCUAAAUAUUGCCAUGUCAGUCAAUAAGACAGUUCUCCAUCCCUCAACUGGCUGACUAAACAGCUUUGCUCUUGUAGAGGCUAGUCUCAUCUGAAGUGCAGCAAGUCGGGUACCGAAAGUGCCUUCAGAUUAGUGAAGUUCAGUUCAAAUGGCAACACAUCGGUGCCCUCAUACCCAAGAUGGAUCACUGUGUUUACUGAUAAUGCAAGAAAAUGCAUGCUCUUAAACAUUGUUCGACUUCUUGCCUUCCAAAUGAACUACUGUACUUUUUUAAAACUUGUGAACUGUAAUGCAUGCUUUCUCGUGAAGUGAAAUGUUUACAUACAUUUUGUAGAGAUUAGGAUCUUUUUCUUUAAAUAUGAUGUGUGAAAGGUUAUUUAUUAUGUCAGGUAUCGGUAUUUCUACAGUGGUUUUGUAAAUCAACCAGGCCACACUCCACUAACACAGUGUUUGUGAAGGAUAAU